AUGGCCAGCUUCUUCUUCUCCGGCAGCAGCAGCAGGGCCAUUCGUCAAGCCCACGCCUCGCUCUCCUCCACGCCCGCCUCAGCGCUCCUCCCAAGACGCCAAAUCGUCCGAUCCAUCCACAUCUUUCGUGAUGUAGCCCCCCUACGAAGCCAUCGCCGCGCGCUGCUGCUCGAUGGACAAUCGGUUGGUCUCGUGCCCACCAUGGGCGCCUUGCAUCAUGGCCACAUCUCGUUGGUAAGAGCAGCCGCAGCAGAGAACAGCAAGGUCUUUGUGUCAAUCUACGUCAACCCUACCCAGUUCGGCGUGCACGAAGAUCUGGACAGCUACCCCAAGACGUGGGACAGCGAUUUGCACCAGCUUCAGCAGCUGGAUGAUGAGUUGAACAAGGACGGCAAAGGCCGCAUCGAGGCUGUCUUCGCUCCUACAACCAAGGUCAUGUACCCAACCCUGCCGCCAGACUCCACUCUGCCUGGUGUUGGUUCAUUCGUGACCAUCACACCCAUCGCCAGCGUGCUUGAAGGCAAGAGCCGGCCUGUCUUCUUUCGCGGAGUCGCUACGGUCUGCAUGAAGCUUUUCAACAUUGUAGAGGCAGAUCGUGUCUACUUUGGCCAGAAAGACGUGCAGCAGACGGUCGUGAUCAAGCGCAUGGUCCAGGACUUUCACAUCGAUACCCAAGUCCGUAUCGUUCCCACUGAGAGAGAACCCGACGGCUUGGCGAUGAGCAGCAGGAAUGUGUAUCUUGGAGAGCGCCGUCACAGAGUCGGACUGGUCUUGUCCAAAGCUCUCCGGGCUGCGGAGAACGCUUACAACAUGGGCAGGACGAACAGAGACGAAAUCCUGGCUUUUGCUUGGGAUGUCAUAAAUCGCAUGAGCAUGGAACAAGAGACUUUGGAAAAGACGGAGAGGGCUUUGUUCGAAGUGGACUACAUAUCUUUGGCAGAUCCCGACACGUUGGCAGAGGUCGAGACCGUUGAUCCGAGGAGAGGUGCUAUCUUGAGUGGUGCUAUCAAGAUGCUACCGUUGGAGGAAGGCACAGGACGGGAAAAGCUGGGCCUUGGCGAAGAUAAAGUGCCAGUGAGGUUGAUUGACAAUAUUCCUCUGCAGGCCAUUUGA
Zasmidium cellare ATCC 36951 is the source of this 1113-nucleotide messenger RNA. RefSeq lists its product as uncharacterized. Lineage: Eukaryota; Fungi; Ascomycota; Dothideomycetes; Mycosphaerellales; Mycosphaerellaceae. Gene Ontology annotation, molecular function: pantoate-beta-alanine ligase activity. Gene Ontology annotation, biological process: pantothenate biosynthetic process. The record is from RefSeq and is a predicted model, not a curated record. Bases 1 to 1113 code for a protein of 370 amino acids. The transcript has a single exon.